AUGGAACGUGGCAGCUUGGCGUGCCUAGGCUCCGCCCACAAUUGCCACGUCAUCAAUGCCGACCUACCUAGGAACCAUCACCGGUUGCAUCCGGAGAUAAUUGAUAAUGGAGUGCACGCAAAUGGAAUUCAAAGUCAAUACGGUUCCUUCUCAUCGCUGGCGCAAGCUGAACCAUCGACAUCUGUAAUGCGUCGUUCGUGUACUACAGAUGAAUUCAGAAGAGUCAGAAGACGUCUGCCGAGAAGACCAGAUGAGCUGGGUGAACCCAUCGAACUUCCACAAUCCAAGUCAAUGUACGAAAGAGCACUUUGUGCACAGUUUGGGAAUUCUGCUGGAUAUGCCACGUCGCCUCCAGAAGACUAUACACUACGAAAAGAGCGAGAGAGUGUGGAAAUGGAGAGACGCAGAGAGAAGACGAGUCGACCGCCAAGUUUGGCAUUGCAAAGCACUAUUGAUACUAUUAGAAAUUCCAGCGCAAUGGAAGGAGGUCCACGUCGUCAGACUCCAAUGAGCAACCAAAAUCAUCCCUCUGCUACAGUAAUCGAUCCGUGUGCUCAUCUGGAGACACCGAUUUCUCCGCAUAUAUUCCAAUCAGUGCUCCCAUCACCGACACCAUCAUCAUCUGGACGUCGUCUACCAGCACUUCCAAUCAAUUCAGCCGCUCUUCUCCGACGAAUUCCAAUGGCGAACAUCCCACCGAAUCCACCAUCAAAACUUCAAGAUCAUCAAUUAUGUUUUAUGGAUGGAAUGGCGGAUUCAAUGAUGGAACGAUCAGGAUUCGAGGAUUCUUAUUAUGAGGAGGACGGCAUUAAUGGGAACAGUAGGAGACGAAGAGGACAGAGAAAAUCCUUCUUCUCUCCAGAUGACUCAUCUGGAGUCUCCUCGUGCACGACGUCGGACAGCCAGAAUCCCACCCAUCGCGUUCAAUCGGCGUUCCAUCCGAGACAUCCCGAUGAACUGCUUCUGGAGAUUGGAGAUGCUGUUCACGUCGAUAGGACUGCCGACGAUCAUUGGAGUUAUGGAACAAAUUUGCGUACGGGACAGUCUGGAAUAUUUCCAGCUUCUAUAGUUUGCGAGAUUGAUUUGGUCGAGGAGAUUUGUUUAGGUGCACUGCCAACAAACACGAAUAAAAUGCUAAACGGAGAUCGUGACACGUUCUACCUGACAAUGUUAGCAUCCAUCGAGGUUGCUCAUCAUAAAGGAAAUGACGUUUUGACUCAAGCGAUGAACAAAGUGCUGUCAAUGUACAAAAAUUCGGAGGAGAUUAUUGUACCGCAGACGGUGCUGAUGGAAAUCUCGUUUAGAGGAAUUCAUGUGAUUGAUAAGAGAAGGAAGAAUUUUUUCCAAUGUCCAAUGUUCGAUUUCUUCUACAGUCUCCAGAACAUUUCAUUCUGCGGUGCUCACCCGAAACAAUUGAAAUAUUUCGGAUUCAUCACCAAGCAUCCCCUUUUGCCACGUUUUGCCUGUCACGUCUUCAUGUCAAAAACGACCACUCAACCGAUCGUCGAGGCUAUUGGACGAGCCUUCAAACGAUCCUAUGAUGAGUAUAUGGCAUUUGCUCACCCGACCGAGGAUAUUUAUUUGGAAUAA
Caenorhabditis briggsae is the source of this 1590-nucleotide messenger RNA. Bases 1 to 1590 code for a protein of 529 amino acids. NCBI's taxonomy places the organism in Eukaryota, Metazoa, Nematoda, Chromadorea, Rhabditida, Rhabditidae. The record is from RefSeq and is a predicted model, not a curated record. Gene Ontology annotation, molecular function: protein binding. The transcript has 11 exons.